This is a messenger RNA of Oppiella nova, 1059 nucleotides long. The record is from the annotation of a GenBank genome assembly. NCBI's taxonomy places the organism in Eukaryota, Metazoa, Arthropoda, Arachnida, Sarcoptiformes, Oppiidae.
AUGAAAGCAUUCAUGAAAUCAAAUCAAAUACCCGGAGCUGUGAUGGCGUUCAGUAUAAACGGAACGAAUGUAUGGACGGAAGGCUUCGGUUAUACGGAUAUCGAGAAUAAUGUUGAGACACAUAAGGACUCCGUAUUCCGGAUCGCAUCGAUGAGCAAGUCGUUGACAUCAGCACUGGUCGGUCAGCUCAUGGAUCGCCAUCUCAUUGACCUGAACGCAGAGAUCCAUAAAUAUCUGUCCAAAGACUUCUAUCCGUUUAAGACAUUCAACGGAUCGGCAGUUAAUAUGACAGUCCGUCAGGUGAUGUCACAUACGGCGGGACUUUAUAGGGGAAUAACUGUUGAAGAUUUCGACAAAUUAUUACUAAGACGUGCGGACAAUGUGAGCCAUACUAUCCCUCCAUUUAAUGACGAGCCCUUAAUAUAUAAACCUGGUACUAAUUGGAGUUACUCUAACUAUGGCUACCAAAUGGUCGGGGCUUUAAUUGAGUCCAUACUUGACAACACUUAUGAGAAUGAAAUGCAGAAAAUGUUUACCCAAUUAAACAUGAAUUCAACAUUUGCUGAGAGACGGGAAGCCAUUUACAAACACAGACCACAAUACUAUCAUUUAUCCGACGGGACAUCCGGCACAUUAGUAAAGUGUGAUAUGCUUGACGAUCUCAUAUCAUACGAGGGCUAUUGGCCGGCCGGGGGUCUCAUCUCAUCGGCUGAAGAUAUCUUGAGAUUUGGAAACGCAAUGAUCUCUUCAUAUAAGGGAACUAAUGGUUUCUUAAGUCAAAGCACUGUCGAGGAGUUGUGGUCACCAGAGACCCGGGGCAUGAUAAUACCCCCUUUGAAUACUAGUGAAUAUGCCAAAGGUUGGGCGAUUGUGAAGGAUCCCGGUCCAUUCAAGGAGGUCAUAUGGCACGCGGGUGAUUUAACAGGUGUAUCGACCACGUUCAAACUGUACCCUGCUGAAAAUAUGGUUGCCGUGGCCUAUGUCAAUAUGGGGGGACUUUUUGUCGAGUUGGAAGAGUUCACCAUUAAGGUGGCCAAUAUGUUCAAGGAUAUUCUGUAA